Molecule: messenger RNA, 820 nt
Organism: Sarcophilus harrisii (Tasmanian devil)
Lineage: Eukaryota; Metazoa; Chordata; Mammalia; Dasyuromorphia; Dasyuridae
Gene: MRPL35
Product: mitochondrial ribosomal protein L35
Exons: 4
Coding region: 47-610 (187 amino acids)
Biological process (GO): translation
Cellular component (GO): mitochondrion; ribosome
Molecular function (GO): structural constituent of ribosome
Source: RefSeq, a predicted model, not a curated record
CCCCGGGUAUUUUGGUCCUAAGUGGCCUCCGUAGGCGCUCGGGAAGAUGGCGGCGGCCGCUGUGGCGGCCCGGGCUGCUGCUGCAGGACUCCUCCGGCCCCUCGGUGCUCUGGCUUCCUCGGCCGUCGGGAAUUGCUCGGCUUCUCUGCGUCUGGUCUCCUGGCUGUCCCGCCGGCCUUUCAGCCGGAUGCAAGCGCCGCUCGUUGCUCCUGCUGCCGAACAACUUUCACCUGUUAGAAGUCUGGCAUGUGGGCACCCUCCAGCCAUCCUUAAUAGUGUCACCCCUCUGCUACCCACUCUCCUCCGCCCGCCGGCCCGCACUCUGACGUACUGCAGUGUGAGAAAAGGGAAGCGGAAGUCCGUGAAAGCCGUGCUCUUCAGGUUUCUCCGGCUGCACAGCGGCCUUUGGCUGAGGAGGAAGGCCGGUUAUAAGAAGAAGCUCUGGAAGAAGAAGCCGGCUCGGAAGAAGCGGCUCCGGGAGCUAGUGUUCUGCAACAAGACGCAGAGCAAGCUGCUCGACAAGAUGACUACGUCUUUCUGGAAGAGGCGCAACUGGUACAUGGACGACCCCUACCAGAAGUACCACAACCGCACCAACCUCAGAGUGUAGGCCCCAGGGUGCCGGCCUCUGGCGCGGGCCUGCAAUGGCCCCAGGACAAGGUGCCGAAUAAAUCAGACAAAUGGCUCCUUGUGCAUUCUACGUUCUUUCCUUCAGCAGCCAUUUGUCAAGAGUCUACUUGGCAUCGGAACAGAAGUGAGUGCAAGGGAUAAUGUUGUAAAAAAUUACCCUGGCAUGGGUUCUGUCAAUAAAAAGUUAUUU